Messenger RNA from Penicillium vulpinum, 447 nucleotides. RefSeq lists its product as uncharacterized. Lineage: Eukaryota; Fungi; Ascomycota; Eurotiomycetes; Eurotiales; Aspergillaceae. The coding region runs from base 1 to 447 and encodes 148 amino acids. The transcript is spliced from 2 exons. The record is from RefSeq and is a predicted model, not a curated record.
AUGCCAGCCCCAGAACCACCAAAGUCUGUUGUCGAGUUCUUGCACGAAGUUUUUUUUGGCCCCCAGUUGGAAGGCCAGGACAUUACAAGCAGUUUUUUGUUUGGUCUUCUUGUUCUGUUGCAACAUGACAAUGACUAUUGCAGAAAUCGCCCGGGCUUGGGCUUUCAGCUUGGCCCGCGCCCCCCAGCCCGACCAGUACCAGAGUGCUCCAACAUCGUUGUCGUGGCCGACAUACCCCCAGUGCCACCCAUCCGCCCUCCGGACGCCGUCCGGAACGAACCUCAGGCGUCUGCAUCUACCUCUACCCGCCUCCGACAUCGCCUCCGGCGCAUUAACGAGCUGCCAGCCAUAACUCUCGGCCACUCUGUAACCUGCGGCUGCGAAGAUUGCCGCAAUCGCCGGUUUAACCGGAUGACUCCGAUGGAGGAAGGCUGGCCUGAAUUGUAA